CAGACAAAGAUGGAGAUAGAGAGGUAGAGAGACACACGCAGAGAGAGUGAGUAUGAGAGACACAGAGAGAAUAUCCGCCUGUCUGGAUAAAGUUAAUAAACGUAUUUUAGGAUUUUUCAGCUACAAAACGUACUUUCAAGUUUACAACUGGACGAGGUAAUGUAUUUUCGUUUGCCUUUGUUUGUUUAGUAUUGUCAUUUGUUAUAAAGAGAAACAUGCUUGUCUUUACGCUUCAAAAUAGAGAUAUAGGACAUAUAUUUACUUAUUAACGGGACAUUAAAAUUAUGACAUAUUAUAUUAUUUUUAAGAAUCUAGUUUACAAGAAGAUAUUCUCAACCAGACAUGCUUCAAAUGAGUUUGUUUUUCUUAUUUUGUUGUUCCAGAAAAUUAUGAAGCGCAAUAUGUUUUUGAUUUUGUUUGUAUAACUGAAAAUACUAAAGCAGGUUGUUUAUGUCUACAUAACGUAAAUAUACCGGGGACUUUUUUCACUACUCAAGUCAAAGCUUUUCUUAGUACAUUUAUUUGAUUAUCCCCCCCUGAUAUUUAGAGAUUUCGUUUCAUAAAAAGGUUUGGGUCAAAGAAAAAGACAAGAAAAGAGAAAAAGCGCAGAAAGGAGAACACUGACAAAUCAAUAAUUUGCAAUGAAAAUUACAACAGCGUGGAUGUUGUGUGUGGCUUUGUUAUUGUUUAUCAACUAUGCUAGUUGUCAUACAAGAGAUUUGAUACCAUCUACAAAAGCUAAAUUUGAUGAAGACACUGAUCAAAUCUUUACAGAGCUGCAAAAACAACUUGAUGAACUUGAAACACUUAAGAAUGAUGAAAGAACAAAAAAAUCUGUAACGGACGGCGCAGAAGAUUCAAAGGAUGCCAUAAAGAAAUUGAAUGAUCCAAACCAUAUCAUGAAAGCGUUGGAUGUCGUAAAAGGAAUUGGUCCAAACCUAGCAAAGUUUAAGUCAGGAGAUUCUUACGAUAUUGCUGAAGGUGCUUUUGGUAUUAUUGCUGCAGUAACAGCUGCUCUACCACCUCCAGUAGGACCAGCACUUUCAGCUGUUGCGUCAUUAGUCUCGGGCAUCAUACCCCUUUUUAAACCUGCGGCAAAGGAUAAGCAGAUCAUAGCCACAAUGCUAAAGAAUAUACUUCGCGAAGAAAACGAUGAAUUGUUAAAGUCGGAAGUAAAUGGAUUUAAAGAAGAGUUGGAGUCAGCACUUGCUGCAAUAUCAACAACAACAGAGUUUGAAUCAGAUACAUCAAUGCGCCUUUAUACGAACAAGAUCCCUCCAAAUUACGGUGCAAACAUUCUUGGUAAAGUAGGUCACCGAAUACAAGACCGUGCUGGCGAUGAUACUACAAGUGGUGGCAAAGGUGCAUACGGUUUAGCAAUCGCGUUUGUUCAAUUGGCAACGUACCGCGAUCUUGGAUUGAUGAAGAUGAUGACAAUACUGGUAAAAUCAGGAGAGACAGGAAAGGAAAUAGCUGGUGGAUAUCAAAACGCAUUGGAUCAAAAUCGAGACACUUUUUAUCAGAGGCAUCUAAGCUUUUUUCAUGCACCAUCCUUAGCAGUGGCACAAACCAUGGUUCACUACUAUCCACCAGGGCAUAAUAGGCAAAGCAAAUUUCUCUACUCUUUUCUUAAAGCAAACGGAAUAAACGAACCAAGCACAGUUCCCACUGGCAACUAUGUCAUCAAAUCCAAGUAUUGGCCUGCUUAUUAUUUGCGGAGAAGUUUUACUGCUGACUUCACUGAUGGUCUCAGCAUAAGAAUUUUAUAUUCCGUGAGUUAUAAUUCAGACACUCCUACAACAAAAGACAAGAUUCUUCUAACAAAAAAACACAACGGUUAUUACAGCUUUAAAUUCGUUGAUCCGCGAUUCACCGAACAUGAAACAUAUAGGUAUGCGACUUACAACAGCAGGGACAAAUUUUUGCCAUAUGUCAGGGUUGCUGAAAAUCCUCCUUCAACUUAUGGAGAUUUUGUCAUCAUCAAAUACGCGGACCCAAAAGGUACAGUCGUCACAAUAGCAGAGAAGCGUUCACCGACGAAAUUGUGGAAUGGUGGAUCAAACAAGUGGGCUGUAUAUCCAGCAGAAUUAGAUGAAGAGAAUAAGAAUAAGGCGCCGUUUAUACUGCUGAAUUGUAAUACAUCUGAAGGGUCAGAAUGUCCAGAUUGGAAUUAAAAAUGCAGAUGUACAAAACCUAAAAAAAUGUCAGAAUGACUACAGUCGGUUUGUAAACCAUAAUUAGCCAGUGAUAAUGUUAAAGCUCAUAUUAAAAGUGUCUUUAAA
Molecule: messenger RNA, 2282 nt
Organism: Hydractinia symbiolongicarpus
Lineage: Eukaryota; Metazoa; Cnidaria; Hydrozoa; Anthoathecata; Hydractiniidae
Product: toxin CfTX-B-like
Exons: 5
Coding region: 642-2174 (510 amino acids)
Source: RefSeq, a predicted model, not a curated record